AUGAUGGCGUCUGUGAUCUUCAGGUCCCGCUCCUCAUCCAGGUGGGCCAGCACGACUGCCCAAAGAAGACCUGCUCUGGCCCAUGCGGUACAGGUUGCUCUCGAGCUCCAGGGCCUUGAUCUAGAAGAGGAGAGCUGGCCGCUGACCACAUGCCACCCCAGCCACCACGGGGUCCUGGAGAAGGGCCAAGGCCCUGGAUCGGGCUUAUGCUCUGCGGACGGACUUCUCCUGGUGCAGGGAAAGUGGGGUGGAGGGACGCCAGGAAGGGGGCGGGAGGUGGUCAGCACGGGCCAGGUAAGGAGUCAGACUUGCAGAGAAACACAGAACCCGGGCCCUGAAGGGAUCUUACCUGCUGGCAUCUCUUUCCCCGUGCAUUUCUAA
This is a messenger RNA of Rangifer tarandus platyrhynchus (Svalbard reindeer), 381 nucleotides long. NCBI's taxonomy places the organism in Eukaryota, Metazoa, Chordata, Mammalia, Artiodactyla, Cervidae. The record is from the annotation of a GenBank genome assembly.